Molecule: messenger RNA, 1839 nt
Organism: Talaromyces marneffei
Lineage: Eukaryota; Fungi; Ascomycota; Eurotiomycetes; Eurotiales; Trichocomaceae
Exons: 5
Coding region: 1-1839 (612 amino acids)
Molecular function (GO): FAD binding
Source: RefSeq, a predicted model, not a curated record
AUGGCACCCGCCGCAGAGAACGAGGGAUGUUGUGUUCAUGACCCUGUCGAUACUUCGACAACAGUUGUUGUUGUCGGUGCCGGGCCAUCGGGCCUAAUGCUGGCAUGUAAUCUCGUACGAUUCGGCAUCGAGGUUAUUAUCCUGGACGAUCGACCCGACAAGACUUCCGCGGGCAAGGCAGAUGGCAUACAACCCAAAACCAUUGAGACCUUCAAGCAAAUGCGGCUUGCUGAUACUUUAUUGAGAAAUGCCGCACGUGUUUAUGAUAUGUCAUUCUGGCAAUCAACCCCGGAAUCACCACUCAAGAGGACAGGACGCCAGAUCCAUUACCCUGAUCAUCUCGUUGGGGCCUCAGAUCCGUACAUUUUGCUUGCGCAUCAAGGCAUGAUCGAAGAUCUCUUUAUUGAUGACAUGAGCUCGCGAGGUGCGUUCGUGACAAGAAACAGCCGAUUCGUUUCUUGCUCCCGGGUGGCAAGCACAAAUCUUUUAGACGUUGCAUACGAGGACACCGUAAGCAAGACAAUCAAGACUAUCCGAACCGAGUAUCUGGUUGGAUGCGACGGUGCUCGAUCAAAAGUUAGAGAAUUCAUCCCAAACGCCCAAUUGAUUGGCGAGAUGACCAACGCCUCAUGGGGUGUUCUCGAUGGUGUCAUUGAUACGGACUUUCCUGACUUAUGGAGCAAAGUUGCUGUGCGGUCUCAUCUGGCGGGAUCUAUCUUAUGGAUUCCUCGAGAACGCAAUUUGACUCGACUAUACGUUCAGUUGAGCGAGACUGAUGGGGAACGAGUCGAUAGACUGAAAGCUACACCAGAAUACGUCAUGCAACGUGCCAGAGAUGCGAUGUAUCCCUUUAGACUUGAAUGGAAGACAAUUGAAUGGUUUGGAAAUUACGUUGUGGGCCAACGAGUAGCAAAUCAUUUCAUGGACUCGGAUGCAAGAAUAUUCAUUGCCGGCGACGCUGGACAUUGUCACUCGGCUCUCGCAGCCCAAGGAGCAAAUACAAGUAUGCAUGACAGCUUGAACUUGGCAUGGAAACUUAACGCUGUCAUUCGUGGUAUGGGCAAUCCGUCGCUUCUAGCCACCUACGAAGAGGAACGACAGAAGAUUGCCUACGAUCUUAUAAAUUUCGAUGUCGAGCACUGCAAGGCAUUUGCUGCCGGUGAUGCUGCUCUAGCCAAAAAUUUCGAUGACAAUAUUCGCUUUAUAUCUGGAGUGGGCGCGGAGUAUUCAGAGGGGAUGCUCAACAGGAAUAGGCAUACCAUGCCAAAUCGCCUACAACCCGGCGCCCUUCAACUUCCAGCAAAAGUCACCCGGUACAUUGACGCCAACCCAGUAGACAUUCAGUUGGAUAUUCCAAUGUUAGGCCAAUUCCGGGUAUUCUUCUUUGUCCGGGAUACCCUAACGGCUCUUCCAUUCUUGCGAUCCGUUUGUGGGGGAUUUGAUAACGGGGGUGUAAUGGGCAGGAUAACAUCACAAGCAGGUCAAUCUUACCAAAAGCAACCGCGCCGAGAGGCCCCACCGGAUGCGUUCGCACCGCACUCGAGGUAUACCGCUGUAUCGGAUGGCUUCACAUUUGCUAUGGUGACAAAGUCACCUAAGUCUCAGUUUGAGAUUUCGGACUUGCCAAAGCUACUUCAGGAAAGUCGCUGGACUUUGUACCUUGAUGAUGUUGAGACUCCACAAUGUACGGAUAAGUGGUUUGGGACUCUACAGAGUACACAGGCUGGAAUCGUCAUAGUACGGCCAGAUGGAUAUGUCGGGGCUAUUGACGAGUGGGAGGUUUCGGCGAGCGAUGAGGCAAGACAAUGGAUAGAGGAAUAUUUCACAUUUAUGUUAUAG